Messenger RNA from Aplosporella prunicola CBS 121167, 1811 nucleotides. Its product is annotated as glycoside hydrolase family 128 protein. Gene Ontology annotation, cellular component: fungal-type cell wall. Gene Ontology annotation, biological process: fungal-type cell wall polysaccharide metabolic process. NCBI's taxonomy places the organism in Eukaryota, Fungi, Ascomycota, Dothideomycetes, Botryosphaeriales, Aplosporellaceae. The record is from RefSeq and is a predicted model, not a curated record. Bases 227 to 1747 code for a protein of 506 amino acids. The transcript has a single exon.
GCCCCUUGGGACGUUCGAGAUCUGGAUUUCCACUGCGAGUCAAUGGCCAAGACCAAUUUGGUCGGGUGCAAUAUAAGGCCGUCGUGGUCAUUGAAGUUGUAGUUCAGCACUUGCGUCUCCUCGUCCUCCGGUCUCUACAGUCCUUAGGGGUUUCCCCUCCGUCCUUACCACAUUCAUUUUUUACCCCCACAUUCCUUACCAGCUGUUUAGCAGCAGUGCAGUCGAGAUGCUGCCUUUCUAUCUCUUUGCUUUUCUUUUGGCCGGCGCGGAAGCCGCUACAACCGCACCAUGCCAGUGCACUGGCCAAUAUGUCCAGAACAGCCAACGGUAUACCACGACGAUUACCGGUAGUGCGUCCUGCUCAGCUGUGGGACUAGCAUCGUACUGCUCUGUGCCUACGACAACUGCAGCUCCGAAUGCAGCUUCCGGUUCCCAGUGCCAGUGCUCGGCAAAGUAUGCUUCAAAUGGCCAAUACUACACGACAGCUUUCACCGGAUCUGCAAUGUGCUCUCAGGUAGGACUGGGAGCCUACUGCUCAGCUGCACCUGCGACUACUGCGGCACCCGGACCUCAAUGCGUAUGCUCGGCGAGGUAUGCCUCGAACGGCCAGUAUUUAACGACGGCGUUUACUGGUUCUUCCAUGUGCUCUCAAGUGGGAUUGGGAGCGUACUGUUCGGUACCAGCAACCACUGCAGCACCCACAGCAACUGGCGCGCCAUGUCAGUGUAGCGCCAAGUAUGCUUCGAAUGGGCAGUAUUACACGACCGCAUUCACCGGGUCUGCAAUUUGCUCUCAGGUGGGACUUGGAGCGUACUGUUCAGCACCUACCACGUCUAUGAGGGGCCCGACAUCGACUUCGGUAUCUACGACCUCCACUUCGACCUCGUCCUAUCCCACGACUUCGUCCACGACUUCCUCCGCAACCUCCACAUCCACAACUUCAUCCACUACAAGGACAUCCACAUCCAGUUCAGGACCAACCCCCACCAAAUCCAGCGGCAAGCGUGGUCUUUCCUACAACGAACCAAACUACACCGACUUCUUCUCGCUUUCCGGUCAGAGCAGCAAGGUCAACUGGGCUUACAACUGGUAUUCCUCGCCGUACUCCCCCGGAUACAGCACUGGAUACAACCCUGCCUUGACCUUUGUGCCCAUGCUUUGGAGCGGCGCCUCUGACCUCACUAGCGUGUGGGUCUCCAACGUCAACAAUGCAAUUCAAAACUAUGGUGCCGAUGCUGUCCUCGGCUUCAACGAGCCUGAUGGAUGCGAAGGUGGUGGAUCUUGCAUGGACGUUCAGACUGCCGUCAGGGUGUGGAAGCAAUACAUGGAGCCAUUCGCCGGAAGGGUCAAGCUGGGCGCACCGGCCGUGACCAACGGAGGAGCACCAAUGGGCUUCCAGUGGUACACUUCCUUUGUGAACAGCUGCACGGGUUGCCAUAUUGACUUUGUGCCGAUUCACUGGUACGGCGAUUGUUCGCAACAGUCCGGCAUCCAGGACUUUUACAACCACGUUGGGGAAGCACACGACGUUACCGGGGGGAAGCAGUUGUGGGUGACGGAGUUUGGCUGCACGACUGGCAAUGAGCAGCAAGUCCAGGCAUUCUUGAAGCAGGUGAUUCCGUGGUUGGACAAUUUGGCGUGGGUGGAUCGGUAUGCGUAUUUCAUGGGCAGGCAAGGGCUGAUGAUUAACGACGCGGGGACGGGGCUGAGCGCGCAGGGGCAGAUAGUGAAUAGUUACGUGGGGUAGAGAUGGACGUGGGAUAGGGAGGAUAGAUGUAAUGGCAUAGUAGAAGUACAUUCUGUAUCACCAC